Molecule: messenger RNA, 4227 nt
Organism: Rhea pennata
Lineage: Eukaryota; Metazoa; Chordata; Aves; Rheiformes; Rheidae
Gene: F13A1
Product: coagulation factor XIII A chain
Exons: 15
Coding region: 82-2289 (735 amino acids)
Biological process (GO): peptide cross-linking; blood coagulation, fibrin clot formation
Molecular function (GO): protein-glutamine gamma-glutamyltransferase activity
Source: RefSeq, a predicted model, not a curated record
CCCCCAACUUUUUCCAGAGUUGUACUGUACUUAAGAAAAUCUGAGAGAGAGAAGGAAAAAAAAGACUAUCUGAAAAGAAGGAUGUCUGAAACAACAAGCGCCAAAAAAGAAAAGAAACCCCCUCUGAAUGGGAGAAGAGCUCUUCCAUCAAACAACUCCAAUGCUGAAGAAAAUGAGGUCCCUGAAAUGGAGGCUUUUGGGUUGACACCUAGAGGAUUUAAUCCAAAAGAUUACCUGCAUGUUGUGAAUAUCCGUGUGUUCAAGGAACCCCAUGAGAUUAACAAGCAACAGCACCACACCGACAGGUACUACAGCCCUAAGCUGAUAGUGCGUCGGGGGCAGCCUUUCCAAAUCCAGAUUGAUUUCAACCGACCCUACAAGCCAGAAACAGACCAAUUCUGGCUGGAGUAUUUGAUAGGCCGCUAUCCACAGCAAAACAAAGGCACUUACAUCCCAGUUCUGGUAGGUGAUGAGCUGAAACCUGGAGAGUGGGGAGCCAAGAUUACCCACAAGGAGAACAACUCCAUUCGCCUGUCUAUCAUGUCCUCUGCCAGCUGCAUUGCUGGAAAGUUUCGCCUGUAUGUUGCUGUGUGGACUCCCUUUGGUAUCUUCCGAACACGUAGAAACUCAGAAACUGAUACUUAUAUACUCUUCAAUCCCUGGUGCCAGCAGGAUGCCGUAUUUCUGGAUGAUGAGAAGGAAAGGGAAGAAUAUGUCCUGAAUGAUGUUGGUGUGAUUUUCCAUGGAGACAUCAACGAUAUAAAAUUAAGAAGCUGGAGUUAUGGUCAGUUUGAAGAAAACAUUCUGGAUGCUUGCCUGUUCUUGAUGGACAAGGCAGAACUGGAGCUCUCUGGGCGUGGAAACCCAAUCAAAAUUUGCCGUGUUGCCUCUGCAGUGAUCAAUUCCAGGGAUGACAGUGGUGUGAUUGCUGGAUCCUGGGACAAUACCUACACUUACGGGGUCGCACCUUCAGUCUGGACGGGAAGUGUGGACAUUCUCUUGGAAUAUUACAGUUCUAAACAACCAGUGAGAUAUGGUCAGUGCUGGGUCUUUGCUGGUGUCUUCAACACAUUUCUGAGGUGCUUGGGGAUACCUGCAAGAGUCAUUACCAACUAUUCUUCUGCCCAUGAUAACAAUGCCAAUUUACAGUUAGACUUCUUUCUGGAUGAAGAAGGGAAAAUAGAUACCAAAACUACAAAAGACUCUAUCUGGAACUAUCAUUGUUGGAAUGAAGCUUGGAUGUCCAGACCUGAUCUUCCUGUUGGUUUUGGAGGAUGGCAGGCUGUUGAUGGGACACCCCAAGAAACCAGUGACGGUAUGUACAGAUGUGGCCCUACUUCAGUUCAAGCUGUUAAACAUGGUCACGUUUGCUUCCAGUUUGAUGCUCCUUUUGUCUUUGCUGAGGUGAAUAGUGAUAUUGUUUACUCAAAAAGGGAAAAAAAUGGAGCCCAAGUGAUUGAAAAAGUUGACAUGACUCAUGUUGGGAAGUUGAUUGUGACCAAGGAAAUUGGGGGUGAUGGAAUGUUGGACAUCACUGAGGAGUACAAGUUCCAAGAAGGCUCACACGAGGAGAGACUGGCUCUUGAGACUGCUGUGAUGUAUGGUGUUAAAAAGCAAAUUACCCAGGAUACUGUGUAUCAUCCACAGACAGAUGUUGACAUGGAUUUCCAAGUGCAAAAGGCAAUCCUUGGCAGUGACUUUAAAGUCACUAUAACUUUCAAGAACAAAAGCCACAACUAUUACAAUGCUAUUGCAUACUUUUCAGGAAAUAUAGUGUUUUAUACAGGAGUCAAGAAAAGUGAAUUCAAGAAACACUCUUUCAGUGUGACACUGGAACCCUCCUCAUCUAGUAGUUUUGAUGUUGUGAUCAAAUCAAGCGAGUACCUGAGUGAGCUUCUGGACCAAGCCUCCUUUCAUUUCUUUGUCACGGCACGGAUCAAGGAAACCGGAAAGAUUCUGGCUGUGCAGAAAGCUGUGGUACUGGAAAUUCCCACACUGCAUAUCAAGACUCAAGGUGAGACAGUAGUUGGUAGAGAAAUGUCUGUGAUUGUGGAAUUCACCAACCCUCUGAAGCAAACCCUGGAGAAUGUCACGCUUCGCCUUGAGGGACCUGGUGUGCUGAGACUGAUGAAAAAGGACUUCAGACAAAUCCCAGCAAAUUCUACAUUGACCUGGGAAGUAAAAUGCACCCCGAAACGACCAGGGUUACGAAAGUUGAUUGCAAGCCUGAAUUGUGAUGCUUUGAGGCAUGUGUACGGUGAGCUGAACGUCCAGAUUCAGAAACUAUGAACAAAGGUGCUGUCUUCAUCCUUUAAUUAGCUGUAUUUCAAAAUAUCUCAUUAGAUGGAAAAAAAAGAGAGAAGUAAAAAUGUUAUUAUUUUGGUUAACCUCAUGCCUACUAAAAUGUGAUAAAGAAAACUAACUGUAAAUGCUGGGGAGAGCUGGAAAAAUGCAUCUGGAUCAUGAAUGAUUCAAAAUUAGAUAUAAGUAAUUAAAGGUAAUUCUAGGUCAUAUUAUUCCUACAGUUCACUUGUAUUUAUGGCCCUUUGCACUAGUGCUGGGAGGGAAUCUGAAAGGCUCCAUUCACUAAAGCAGUCUGAACUUUAGUUUUAAUUAAGGUCUGAUAUUUCACUGAUAAGAAAAAAAAAGAAAGAAAGAAAGGAGAAGAAGAAACCAGUGUUAUAUAUUCUUAGAGUGAAUUAUACUAUCUUACGAUAGAUCAUUCAGGCUGCAAUUAAAAACUGGUAUUUCUAGCUACAGGGUCUGCUUUAUCUUAAGUGUUAGAAUUUUCCAGUUCAUGGAGAACUCACUUUGCUGGAAGCCUCUCUCAGGAUUUGUUAUCUCCAGAAUAUUCCCAGCUCUCUGUUCCCACUUGCCACUUCAAUAUGCUUUCUCUCUUGCUCUUUCAUGUGUAUCUGCACCCACACAUAUUCCUUUAUUUCAUGACCUCAUCCCACCAUUUUUGAUGCUGUUAAUAUGCUGUUCCUCUCUUUUCUUGAUGAAAAUCUGGAAUUUUUCAUUCCCCUGCUCAGAGUUCAUGGCACCAAACUUGCAUUUUGUGGUCACAGUGUGUUGUGAACUAGAGUUCAGUGGGGCAGGUUGGGAUUCUUCUCCUCCCAGCUCCACAAUCCUAACAAAUGUCCUGCAUUGACACUGCUAUUUAGAGGAUAAAUCUGGAUUUAACCACAUCAGAAAGUGCCCCUGGAAUCACAGCUACUGCAAAAUCAGAUUAUAUUAUGUGUGAAAAUAUCUCAGGAGGACAGAAGCUCAACUGGAUAAGGAAAAAAAGCAUAUACCUUGAGAACCAGAAACUCCACAAGCUGGAUCUGCUUCCUGUCUCACUUAGAACAUUUCAGUCUGUAGGGUGCAAAGGGGAUACCUGCUUUUCUCCAGAGGCCCCUCUGGCCCAGAGCUGUUCCAAAUGUAUUGUUUCUAUUAGUCUUCCAUGCAGGUUCCUCCUCCAUGCCAAGGUAUGCACCCAAUUAGGUGAAGCGUUUUUCAUUUUUUCUCUCCUGUAAUUCUUCCCAGGAUCUUUUUCUGCACGAGGCAAAGAUGCAUGUGUUAAAUUCAAAUUUCCAGCUGCAGUGACCACCCACCAGCCAUGGUGUGUAAAAGCAUAUCCCACAGUAACAAACAACAAAGGUGAGCUAACUGAGCUUCCAAAGAAGCUGAAAAGAACCUCUGGCUUAUUAAAUGCUGUGACUUUAUUGUGCAGCAUAUGGCAAAGUCAUUCUGUGGUCUUAUUAGUGAGAGGGCAAUGGUGAUGACUUGUCUUCUGCUCCUCUUUUUGCCACACGCUACCUCCUAAGUAACCUUUGGCCAGUUGUUAAGUAAACCGAGAAAGGGGAGAAAUACAGGCUACUCUUUCACUCCAGUAUAUGGAAUAAAGUAGAGAUUCGCACCACCUCAUGAAGUGAAUGAGUAACCCUGGAGCCAGGAAUACCAAGCAGAUUUCUGCAGGGCUUUCAUUUCAGGCAUGGGUACACACUUGUUUUGUGCAGCUUAUGUGACCCAUUAGAAACUCUGCAAUAACAAAGUCUCUCAAAGAAGUCCUCUGAGACACAUGGGACUGAACAACCUGUGCUGCAAUGACAACCUCUAUUAAGUGCUUAUGCAGUUCUACUAGAGUCUAUAACAUCUAAUAAGAUUAUCCAUAUUUUGCUCUUGCAUAUAAUCCUGUUUUCCAUUCUAGAUUUUUAGUAGCUACAGUGUAACAGGAAUUUAAAA